Messenger RNA from Emiliania huxleyi CCMP1516, 2040 nucleotides. RefSeq lists its product as hypothetical. Lineage: Eukaryota; Haptophyta; Isochrysidales; Noelaerhabdaceae. The transcript is spliced from 2 exons. The coding region runs from base 1 to 2040 and encodes 679 amino acids. The record is from RefSeq and is a predicted model, not a curated record.
AUGAGGCUAGUGGCGCCAAUCGCUCGCUCCACGCUCGCGCACUCGUCGCGCCUGUGGACGCCAUCGGACCUCGUCCAGUACUACGAGUCGCCUUUUGCCAGCUGGAUGGACCGGCUCGCGGCGGAGCAUCCAGCGCACCCGCUCGCCGCUCGCCGCGACCCGCCAGAUCCGUUCCUCUCCAUGCUCGGGAAGAAGGGCAUGGCUGGCGAGCAGGAGGCGAUGCGGAAGCUUUUCCUCGGCCUCGGCCUCGGCGUCGCCGACCUCUCUGCGGAGGCGCGCGGCGACGCGCUGGCUCAGAGGGCUCUCGUGACGGCCGAGGCGAUGCGGGAGCGGCCGGACGUCAUCUACCAGGCGCCCCUGGCGGCGGGCUCCUUUGCGGGCGUGGCUGACUUUCUGGUGCGCUCCGACCUCCUCGGCCGCGACGAGGCCUCGCGAGGCGACCCGGCUCUCUACACGGUGUGGGACGCAAAGCUGACGCGGCACGUGCGGCCGCAGCAGCUGAUCCAGCUGUGCUGCUACGCCGAGAUGCUCGCCGAGAUGCAGGGCGCGCGCCCGGAGACGGUCUCCCUCGUACUCGGCGGCUCCGCCGCCCGUGUCGCCAGCUUCCGGCUCGCAGAGCACCGCGCGCACUUUGCCAGCCUGCGGCGGCGCUUCCUCGCCUUUCACGCCGGCUUCGACGCCGCCGCAGAGCCGCCGGCCGCGCCGACGCGCUCUGCGCCCGCCGGGCAGUGGCGCGGGCUCGCCGACGCGGAGCUGCUCGCGCGGGACGACCUCCGCCUCGUGGCGCGCCUCUCGCAGCGGCAGGCGGCGCUGCUCUCCGCCGCCGGAGUCCGGAGCGCGGCAGCGCUGGCGGAGCUGCCGCCCGGCCAGGCUGUCGGCGGGGUCGAGCGGGCGGCGCUCUCGCGGCUGCGCGAGCAGGCCUCCCUGCAGCUGCAGGCGCGCGGCGCCCCCGACGAGCCGCCGCCCUACCGCCUUCUCCCGUGGAGCCGCGCCGCCGGCCUCGCCCUGCUGCCGCCACCGUCGCCGUCCGACCUCUUCUUCGACCUCGAGGGCUUCCCGCUCGCGGAGGGGCAUGCGCCCGAGGGGGCGGCCGCGCCGCCGGAGAGGCUCGCCGACUUCGCGGCGAACGGCGCCGCGGACGAGGCGGCGCGCGGGCGCGAGUACUUGUGGGGCGCGGCGACGCGGGGCGGACACGUCGCGGCGAGCGCCGCGGCGGGCGGCGGCGGCGGCGUCGGCGCGGCGCUCUUCGAGAACGACGACGAGUUUGUGGCGUGGUGGGCGCACAGCUACGCGCAGGAGAAGGCGGCUCUCGAGGGCUUCGUCGAUUGGGCGGUCUCGCUCAAGCGGUCCGAGCCGCGCAUGCACAUUUACCACUAUGGCGCGUACGAGGUGUCGGCGCUGCGGCGGCUCGCGAUGCGGCACGCGACGCGGGAGGCGGAGGUUGACGAGCUGCUGCGCGGCGGCGCGCUGGUGGACCUGUACGCGGUGGUGCGGGGCGGGCUCCUCCUCGGCACCGAGAACUACUCGAUCAAGUCGGUCCAAUUCGACGCCCUGCACGACGUCCUCAUCCACAACCCCAAGGGCCUCCCCGCGAUCACCAAGGCGGACGGCCGCAUCCACGUGGCGGACAAGGACGGCCGCUCCUGGCAGUUUGACCUCUUCUCCCGCCGCGAGUCCAUCUUCUGCUCCAAGCACGAGUCGCAGCAGACCGCACAAAAGAAAUCACAGAAAAAGAAAACCACUCCGGAAUAUAGGUGCCUCAAGCUGCCUCCAUUCGCGAGGUUCAACGGCGUCGUCGCGCACCACAUCACGCAGCUGCAGCAACAAGGGCUGGUGGGGGACUUGAGCCGAGUUUGGUGCGACUGCCGCUCGCUCAGCGGCCCCCCACCCGGCCCCUCGACCGCAAACAAGUCCGCGGAGGAGACGGCAGCCCUGCGCAACCGCCUCGUCGAAGCGCGAGAGAAGCGGAAGCGAGAGCGGGAGGAAGCGGAAAAGGCCUACGCGAAGCGCCGCGGCUCCACCUCCGCCGACAACGCAUAG